Molecule: messenger RNA, 2046 nt
Organism: Lachancea thermotolerans CBS 6340
Lineage: Eukaryota; Fungi; Ascomycota; Saccharomycetes; Saccharomycetales; Saccharomycetaceae
Gene: VAC7
Product: Vac7p
Exons: 1
Coding region: 1-2046 (681 amino acids)
Biological process (GO): protein localization to vacuolar membrane; positive regulation of phosphatidylinositol biosynthetic process; vacuole inheritance
Cellular component (GO): PAS complex; fungal-type vacuole membrane
Source: RefSeq, a predicted model, not a curated record
AUGAGCACCGAAGAUGACAAGCGCAUGAUAGUCGAAACGGAGACGGUGCAAACGCCUGCGCAGAACCUCCUGCCGGUGCAGUCCGAGGAUAAAGCCGAAGACGAGGCCACGAGCAUCAUAACGCAGGGAGACGGGCCUGCAAACCUGAUCGACCACAAUCCGCUGUCCAUCCACAACGGCAGCGGCGCGAUCCGCAACAAGAAGUCGAGCCUGCUGAUAGACUCGUUUCUGGGCAAAGAGGCGACGCCGUCGAGCACGGGGCUCGCAAGCACACAAGGAACGGCCAAACCGGCCGUGCAGAGCACGUCGCAUUCGAAGCCCUCUCACAAAGAGCUGCUGGAAGAGUCGCAGCCUCGUCUUGGCGUUCCAGAGGAUCACAAGCCGGAGGCGCUUAGUCCUCGCGCGUCAGGCCCCAUAGAGCAUGCAGAGGACGGCACGGCGCGCAGAGCGCGCGAUCCCCCCAAUAAGGCGGACUUUUUCGCCGCAAGACUGGCCUCUGCUGUUGGUGAAAAUGAAAUAAGCGACUCGGAAGAGACCUUUGUGUACGAGUCCACUGCCAACUCGACGAACAAUGCAGCGCCUGGCGAGUCGCGUGCCUACGGCAUCCCCGCAAAAAUGAGCGCGCCCCUGCUGAAUCACAACACCCCAAACGCAUCGACUUCGAAACUUCUCAACCGCGCGAAAGCCACCCGCCACACCAGCAUUGCCGCCAUACCGCCCGCGCAGCCCUCGGAGCAAUCUGACGAUCUGCAUAGCUUGCGCUACGUCAACCGCGCCAAUCCGCAGGAGAUUCGCUCCGUAAGGUCAUACACUACCAUGCCACGCUCCCCAGGCAAAAGGCUCUCGUUAAUAUCUUUGGCCCAGAACGGCGGGGCCUCGGCGCCGCGCAAGACGUCUCGGCUGGCGUCCAGUAACUCUAACGCCAAUGCCCGUCGCAAGGUUUCGCAAAAAAGGCAGCUAAGAACAACGGCAUCCAAGAUAUUUGACGCACACGGCGCCUCACUGCGGCGGUAUUCAGGUGUCCCAGAUGAUGUGAACCUUGAAGACUACAUUGAACAGACGGGAGGCGAGUUAACGCCCAAAAAGUUUGCCUAUCAUUCCGAUUCCGAGUUCGAAGACGAGCCAGUGAGCUACACUCAGAACGCAGACAACGAAGAAGAAGAUAAUCAUUCGAUGUUUUAUUACUCGCAUCCCAAAAAUGAUUUAGAGGCGCGUCACGUACUCUCCGACUAUGAUGAGGCAGAAGAAGGAGGUCAUCCCGUGCAAGGUCAGCAUUUAGGAUACCAGCCGGAGCUUGACUAUUACGCUGACAACUAUUAUUUACAGCCCACAGAGGCAACCGCCCUCAAAAAAAAACCAUCGCAUUACAACGGCUAUUCUCCGCACAACUUUUAUACCACGAAAACAAACUGGGCACGGUUUCGAAAUUUUGUCUAUUUCGCCUUUGUGGUGUCAUUUCUGCUAACUCUAGGCUUCAUUUCAGGUUUCCUACUCGCAACAAACAAGGAGCUGCACGAUCUGCAACUUUCGAAAAUCACGUCUGUGUUGGUUAGCGCCGACGAGUUGGUCUUUGACGUUAUUGCGACAGCUUUCAAUCCAGGGUUCUUUACAGUUGAAAUUCAAAAGGUGGAAUUGGAUAUAUUCGCAAAAACAUCACACCUAGACCCAGAUGGUGGCGCCUUAGGGACCCCCUAUGAGACUAUUUUACUAGGCACCGUCGAAAACUUGGAGAACUCUUUGCAAUUUCAGGGCGGCUUUUUCCGGAGAAACUAUGACCAUUCCAAGUCAAGCGUUAAAUUGAUUCAUCCGGGAAGCGUUGACGAAGAAGGUCGUGAUGACGCUCGGCCCCAUAAAGAAAACAUAGAGGACGGAAUCGCCAAAUGGCGGCAGCUAAUUCAUUACGAGUUUGACCUUAUUGUGCGAGGCAACAUGUAUUAUAAAAUGCCUUUUUUCAACAGCGAAAAAAGUGUGGGCGUACAAUGCGUCACUUUGGUAAACCCAUACAAGGGCGGCAACGGGAACGAGCUAUUAGGGAAUGAAGCAUGA